Messenger RNA from Drosophila grimshawi, 1517 nucleotides. It is a transcript of the gene Tmlh, whose product is annotated as trimethyllysine dioxygenase, mitochondrial. Gene Ontology annotation, molecular function: iron ion binding; trimethyllysine dioxygenase activity. Gene Ontology annotation, biological process: carnitine biosynthetic process. The coding region runs from base 45 to 1151 and encodes 368 amino acids. Gene Ontology annotation, cellular component: mitochondrion. NCBI's taxonomy places the organism in Eukaryota, Metazoa, Arthropoda, Insecta, Diptera, Drosophilidae. The record is from RefSeq and is a predicted model, not a curated record. The transcript has 2 exons.
AGCUGGUGACUUCGUCAGAGAUUAAUCUAGAAAACAGAAUAGAAAUGUUCCACUUGAAGCAUGGGAAGACAGGCCAAAGUCUGGAGGUAAAUGAGUUCUGGCUAAGGGAUCAUUGCCGUUGCGUGGAAUGCCUCAACACGGAGACCAAACAGCGAAGAUAUGAUCUCCUGGACAUACCAGCGGAUGUUCAUGCAGUAAAAACAAGUUGGGCAACAGAUGAGCAGCUUGUUGUUGAAUGGAGCGAUGGACAUCAUUCAAACUACGACUGGAGUUUUAUAAAUGCCUCGCAGUUGGAUCACUUGGGAAGCAAAGUGCGUGCAAAGUCUACUAAAUUGACAGCCUGGAAUCGUGAAAUUGUGCUGCAACAUGAGAAACAGUUGCGUUUUCCUUUCUCUGGCUUAAUCUCCCAAGAUGAGGAGGUGAAGCGGCUGAUUGCAUCUCUGGUGCAUUAUGGCAUUGUCUUCAUCGAUGGAGUGACUCCAACUCCAACCGCAACCGAGUUGGCUUUGCGUCGUUGCUUUCCGCUGAUGAAGACCUUCUUUGGCGAGCUGUGGACAUUCUCUGAUCAGCUAGAUCAUGCGGAUACGGCGUAUACCAAGCUCUACCUGGGAUCCCACACAGAUAACACUUAUUUCUGUGAUGCAGCCGGUUUGCAGGCGCUGCACUGCAUCGAACACUCCGCAGAUGGUACCGGCGGCGAGAAUUUCUUUGUCGAUGGUCUGCAUGUGGUAAACGAACUGAGGCGCCUCCAUCCUGAGGCUUAUGAGCUGCUCUGCCGUGUACAAGUUCCUGCUGAGUAUGUUGAGCCGGAUGAACAUCAUCGUCAUACGGCGCCAAUUAUACGCAUCGAUCCACUUACCGGUGAGCUGGUUCAGCUGCGUCUCAAUAUCUACGAUCGUGCAACAUUCAACACGUUGCCCCAAUCCGAGAUGGCCAACUUCUAUGCGAGUCUGCGCCAACUGUUGCAACUGGUGCGUGAUAAGCAGCAGCAGUGGCGCCUCAAGCUGAAGCCGGGCAGCAUUGUCAUCUUUGACAACUGGCGUGUGCUGCAUGGGCGCCAUGCCUACACGGGGCGACGCACAAUGAGCGGUGCGUACGUGCAACGCACAGACUUCCACAGCAAGGCACGUACACUUGGGAUCAUCGAGUAGCAGCAUCUACACUCGGAAAAUAAUCUAUCUCAAUUUUAGAAAAUAUCCUUAAAACCCAGAACUUUUUGUGUUUAGAAAUAAUUUCUACAUGCAAGAAAACAUUUUUCGACAAAUUUUUGUUUUAAUGUUUUAAUUUUGAAAAUGCAAAUCGUUAUUUUAGAAAGAAUCUAAUUUCCGUCAAAUCAUACAAACAAUUUCCAAUAAACUAUUUAAAAUGCUUAUAUACGCGAAAUCUUAAAAUAUAAUUACUUAUCUAUAAUAUAAACAAACAAAAAAAGAAUACUAAUUUUAGAGUUUCUUUGUACACAUAUGAAAAACACCUUGGAAAUUAAAAAAUAUUUUUUUUAAAAAAGAAGAAAACAAAAA